CCAAUUUGAGCCAUGUAGACCCUGGGACGUUCACGAGGUCUCCAAAUGGAGGGAUCCUCUGCAGGAGUUCGGCUUCUUGCAUCUGCCAUCGGUGCUGGUAUCGCUGAGGCGACCACCUUGCCCACAGAUGUCGCAAAGGUACGACUGCAGCUGCAAAGCAGCUCCUUGGGCGAGUUGAGGUACCAUGGCAUGGUGGACUGCAUCAUGAAGGUGGCUCGAGUUGAGGGGCUCAGAGCGCUUUGGAAGGGGAUCGUACCUGCAUUGAUCCGGCAGGUGAGUUACCAUUCCUUCACCUUUGUCCUCUACGAGCCCAUCCGGGACAUGGUAAGCCUCGUUCUGGGAAUGGAGGCAGCUCGGAGCAAUUACCUGCAGCGACUAUUGGCAGCUGGAACCUCUGCUGCCAUUGCCAUCGUGCUGUUCAAUCCCACUGAGGUACUGAAGACCCAGAUGCAAAGCAGUUCAGGCAAUGUGACCAUGAAAGAGGCAGACAGCUUGGAACGGCAAACUCCGACAGCUCGACAGAAUCGAAUCAUGUAUGUGCGGACUCCGGUCCAGCACAUGACCGUCUGCGUGGCGCCUGCGGUGCGGCCUCCAGUGGUCAAGCCCAUGCAGCCUCCACCGCCACGCUGGAUAUAUGCUGCGCCUUUGAAGCAGCAAAGGUCUGCUUUACAGAGCAUUCCGGGUCCCAACACAGCGCCCAAGGUGGUGGCAAUGAGAGUUGGAGCCCCGCAAGCGAAGAAGGACGCACCUCUGAUCGAGGGACGCGCGCCGACCAAGGAGGGCAUUGAAACAGUCAAGCCUUCAGAUUUCAAAGCGCUGCGGGAACGGAACCAAGACACCAUCAUCGUGGUUGAUCUCCGCGGCGAUGACAGGGCCGCUGGCACAAUUGCUGGCGCCCUUCCGAUUCCGGCCUUGUCUUAA
Messenger RNA from Cladocopium goreaui, 921 nucleotides. The record is from the annotation of a GenBank genome assembly. NCBI's taxonomy places the organism in Eukaryota, Dinophyceae, Suessiales, Symbiodiniaceae.